Drosophila serrata is the source of this 4000-nucleotide messenger RNA. Its product is annotated as high affinity cAMP-specific and IBMX-insensitive 3',5'-cyclic phosphodiesterase 8. NCBI's taxonomy places the organism in Eukaryota, Metazoa, Arthropoda, Insecta, Diptera, Drosophilidae. Gene Ontology annotation, biological process: signal transduction; regulation of DNA-templated transcription. The record is from RefSeq and is a predicted model, not a curated record. Gene Ontology annotation, molecular function: 3',5'-cyclic-nucleotide phosphodiesterase activity.
UUUAUGCGGAUCAUGUGACCAGUAGCUCUAACUGGCACCAACAUCAGUCAAUCAAUCAGCAAAACCGCAGCCCAAAAAUGUUUCAAUUAUGUUAUCGCCAGCCACAACGACAUCGUCCAGAAUCGAAACCAUCGAACCAGAGCAGAGCAGAGCUGCCCAGGCCAGGCGCUACGGUGGAGGAGCGAGCGUAAGCCGAAGGAUCCAGGGAAUCCCAAGAAUCCGUAGACCAAAGUCACAGUCAAAACCGAGACUAGCACCAAAUAAUCACCAAUCACAAGGCAACCGAGAGCAAUUUAGCAUAGCAACCGCACAGGAAUUAGCCACAAAGGGCACACAGACCGAGUCAGAGUCAGAGUCGGAGUCAAGGGGUCGAGCCAGUCCAGGAUCAGAAGCAGGACUUCGAUAUGGGCUGCUCGCCAAGCACACUGCCCGCCCCGAGUGCUGGGGGCGGUGGAGCCCCCGGUGGCCAGGGAUCCCUCCCAUUGGACGCCACUGAAAAGGAUGGCAGUCGUUUGUUCUGCAUCAAGUUGCGACGCAGUCGCCUGCGCCGCUGCAGCUGCGGCGGUGUGACCUUGCAGGUGCCCAACGAUGGCAAUGGCAGCACUGCGGGCAGCGGCACCGGCGACAACCUGUGCGGCCAGGUGCUCCUCAAUCCGCUCCAAACCAAGAGCGAGGCCGACUACGAGAAGCUGAGCACUGGCAAAAAGGACUCCAUCGUGACGGUGGCUGCCCUGGGCAACUUCACACACAGCGUGGUGCGACGGGCCACUGGGAGCACAGGCACCUCGGGCACCAGUUCAUCCGGUGGCGGCAACAGCCACCGCCACCGCAAGUCAUCGCUCGCCCGCUUAACACCGGAAGAUGAGCCAAUGGACGUGUACCAGCGAAAUCUCAUGGACCUGAAGUAUCCAACCGUGCUACCACCGAAUCCUCAACUUAAGGCCCUGCUGGUCUUCCACAAGGCGGACAGCAUCUGCGAGGCGGUCACCGCGGCCUGCCAGCGCCACCAGCUGGACGUAACGCUGGUCAAGUCGAAGGAGGAGGCGCUGGACACCCUGCAGAAGUCGUAUGCCACCGCCCAGUGCUACCACCUAAUCAUAAUUGAUGCACGUUCCGCCAAGAAUCUGGAUGCGGAGCAUAUUGCGAGAACCAUACGUCACACACAUGGCCACCAUUUAACGACAAUAAUUGCAGUCUGCAAGAAGAGUUUCUUCGAGAAGGAUGAUGUGCUAAUUGCUCUAUUGGACGCUGGCGUUAAUAGAUGCGUAGCGGAGACGACCAACCUGGCCAUGUGCAGUGUGGAACUGAAGCAGAUACUGCACUCCAUCAUCCGGCCGCACAAUGUCAUGUCCACUCAACAGGCACUCUACACGGCUCUGCAUCGGCUGAAGGAGGUGGUGCUCAUCACGGACGACGUGCUGCGCAUUCAGUACGCAAACAGGGCCACCGAGAGGCUCCUCAACAUGCGGCUGGACGAAAUCAUUAGCAAGCCGCUGGCGGACAUAUUCGUGUCGGACCUGUCCACCAUCAGUGAGCAGGGCAAGAGCAUCAAGGAGUUCGAUGGCAUACUGACGGUGCGCCGCAAGAGCCAGGAGGGCAUACCCAUGCACGUACGCGUUGUGCCGGUGGCCUGCAUCGGCAGCGCACCCACGCACCUGAUUUUCAACUUUGAUGUGCCCGGCGGGCAGAUGGACUUCAUAGCCACACUGCCACAGCCCAAGGAGGCUCCGCGGGGCUCCCUGCAUUCGGUGCGACGGUGCAGCUUCGAUGUCCGGUCGAUAGCCUCGGAUGGACUGCGAAGGACCAGUUUGGCCAAGCUCACAUCGCUGCCCCUGGAGGCGCCCAUCACUAAAGAGAAUUGUUCGGCCGAUGAGGCUCGUCUCAUCGACAAGGUCCUGGAGUUCCUGAAACGCGAGGGCCUCUACAGUCCGCAGAUGAAGGAGAUACGAACGGAUGAUCCCAUAGCCACCGAUCUGAUCGGUGCCCUGCUGACGGGACCCAGCGUUUACUCAUCGCGUCGCAGCUCGAAUGACUCCAUCAUACGCACUGGCAGCUCCACCAGAACAGCCACAAUAGUGCCAGCCAAGAUGAAGGCCAAUCCCAUCAUCAUGGAACUUCUUGAAGAAUCUCUCAGCUGGGACUUUGAUAUUUUCAAAUUGGAGGAGAUCACCGACUAUCAUCCACUGCUCUACCUGGGCAUGGAAAUGUUCCGUCGCUUCGAUGUCUUUGCCACCCUGAACAUUGAUGAGAACGUGUGCAAGGCCUGGCUGGCAGUGAUGGAGGCCCAUUAUCGCAAGAGCAACACAUAUCACAAUAGCACCCAUGCAGCAGAUGUUAUGCAGGCCACUGGAGCAUUCAUCACCCAGCUGACCAACAAGGAUAUGCUGGUAAUGGAUCGCAUGGAUGAGGCAACCGCUUUGAUUGCAGCCGCUGCCCAUGAUGUGGAUCAUCCAGGACGAUCCUCGGCCUUCCUGUGCAACUCGAACGAUGCCCUGGCUGUCCUGUACAAUGAUCUAACCGUGCUGGAGAACCAUCAUGCGGCCAUAACCUUCAAGCUCACUUUGGGUGAUGAAAAGAUCAACAUUUUCAAGAACCUGGACAAGGAGACCUACAAGUCAGCUCGCAGCACCAUCAUCGACAUGAUUCUGGCCACCGAGAUGACCCGGCACUUUGAGCAUCUGGCCAAGUUUGUGAGCGUCUUUGGUGGCGAAGAGCCCCGGGAGCAACACUCGCAGACGGAGGAGGAGACAUCCAUACUCAUGCGCAGAAUGCUGAUCAAGGUGGCCGAUGUGAGCAAUCCCGCCCGUCCCAUGCAAUUCUGCAUCGAGUGGGCCCGGCGCAUAGCCGAGGAGUACUUUAUGCAGACGGACGAGGAGAAGCAGCGACAUUUGCCCAUUGUGAUGCCAAUGUUUGAUCGGGCCACCUGCAGCAUACCAAAGAGCCAGAUUGGCUUCAUCGAAUACAUCAUUCAGGACAUGAUGCAUGCCUGGGAGAGCUUCAUCGACAUGCCGCAACUGAUCACUUACAUGCAGAUCAACUAUUCGCAAUGGAAGAAGUACGAUGAGCAGGGUGUCAACACUUUGGCUGACAUUAUGGCCAAGCAGCCGCCGGUGGGCAAGAUGGCCAACUCCAAAUAGCAUACGGCCUUCCGGAGAUUGUUCUCGGGUCUACUGAAGCCACUGCCGGCCCAUGUGCCGGGCACCUCCACGAUUGGCGAGAACGAAAUGGAGGAUGUACUCUAGUGACGGCGUCGUUGGUCCUGCGACGUUCUUCUCCGGACUCGCAGUCUCUCGACCUGAUCGAGGUUCGAGUUCGUGCAGCUCCCCCAACCCUCAACACCUGUUGUGUCCCGCCCACACACACACACACCCACACACUCACAUAUCCCUCAACGGACCAACGGACAGGACCAUUGGGGCAAGGACAGGUGUCGUGGGGUGAGCCAAAAAAAGGCAAAGCGGUGUCACAAAAGCAAACGAGCUAAAAACAAAAAGAACUAACUAAGGCAAACAAACAAACAAAACAAAGUAAACAAUUAUUGGGCUGGACUCAAAAUUAAAUGUUUAAGAUGCAUCACAAGAAGCAAACUAUUUCUAUUUCUAUAUAAAAAGGAAAGAAAACAAAAUAAAACCGUGUGAGUCUGUCUGUGUGUAAAUGCUGCGCGUGUGUGCAUGUCCCUCCAACCCAAGUAAAUGUGUAUGUGUUUAGGCUAACAAAAGCAGGCUAAAAUCCCACAGCAUAUUGGCCAGAAACGGAGCAACAAUAUGGCGUGCGCUCAACCUGUACCUGGCGAAACACGAUCUUAAAUCGUACAGCAGUCAAGGCCAGGCUAUAUCUAUAUAUCUAGAUAGUUAUAGCCCACAGUUCUCUCCCACAUCAAGAAGACAAUCUCUGCAAGGCCAAGUAAAACUAGUUCGGAAUCGUAUAAAUCUUAAGAUUCGGAAAGACCACACACAACAGUGCAGGCAGUCACUAUUUAAUAACUACCUAUCACUAUCGA